CGGCCGUGACAGAACAGGAGAGUUGACAAGGAGGAGGCGGGGCUGCUUCCUGCCUUUAAAUGAUCUGAGUGGGAGUGUGCAGUCACUGGAUUUAACACGGCAGAGGCAGAAGCAUCAUUACAUCGGGAAACUGCAAGUCGUUUUCUCACAUAAAGGUGUCCAGCAGCGAAAGCAAAUUUUGAGUCAUGUGUGGGAUCUUUGCCUACCUGAAUUACCAAGUGCCUCGCACCAGAAAGGAGAUAUUUGAGACGCUGGUGAAGGGACUGCAGAGACUGGAGUACAGAGGGUACGAUUCAGCAGGUAUUGCUGUGGAUGGCCCAACGAAGACAGGCAAUGACAACAACCAACACACCAUCUGUUUGAUCAAGAAGACGGGGAAGGUCAAGGCUCUGGAUGAAGAGCUUUGCAAGAAAGACUUACUUGACCUGGACGAGAAGCUGUGCACACACUUUGGCAUCGCUCACACUCGCUGGGCCACACAUGGAGAGCCGAGCGCGGUCAACAGCCACCCUCAUCGCUCUGACAAGGAAAACGAGUUUGUCGUCAUCCACAACGGUAUCAUCACCAACUACAAAGAGCUGAAGGCCUACCUGAUCAAAAAAGGAUAUGACUUUGAGUCAGAGACUGACACAGAGGUGAUCCCGAAAUUGAUCAAAUAUGUUUACGACAACAGAGAGAAUGACAACAUCGCGUUCUGCACCCUUGUAGAGAGGGUCAUUCAUCAGCUGGAGGGAGCUUUUGCUCUGGUGUUUAAAAGCCGUCAUUUCCCCAGAGAGGCUGUGUGCACCAGGAGAGGAAGUCCGUUGCUCAUUGGUGUGCGAAGUGAGCACGAGCUGUCAACUGAAAACAUCCCCAUCCAGUACAACAAUGCUCACCUCAUGGAGGGAGUCCAGGAGAAGAACAGCCAUAAUAAUUCUGACUGCUCCAGUGCCAUCGACUCAGUGGGGGAUGGCAGAGCUGUGGAGUAUUACUUUGCCUCUGAUGCCAGUGCCAUCAUUGAGCACACCAACAAGGUGUUGUACCUAGAGGAUGAUGACAUGGCAGUGGUGUCCGAGGGGAAACUCUCCAUUCACAGGCUGAAACGGAAGGUGAAUGAGAAUCCAGUGAGGGCAAUCCAGACCCUGCAGAUGGAGCUGCAACAGAUCAUGAAAGGUAACUUUGAUGCCUUCAUGCAGAAGGAGAUCUUUGAGCAGCCAGAGUCAAUCGUCAACACAAUGAGAGGACGUAUUUGUUUUGACACCAACACAGUGAUCCUCGGUGGGCUGAAGGAUCAUCUGAAAGAAAUCAAACGCUGCAGGCGGGUCAUUGUGAUUGGCUGUGGCACUAGCUUCCACGCUGCGGUGGCUACAAGACAGAUCCUGGAGGAGCUGACGGAGCUGUCUGUCAUGGUGGAGCUUGCAAGCGACUUCCUGGACCGCAACACGCCAGUCUUUAGAGAUGACGUUUGCUUCUUCAUCAGCCAGUCAGGAGAGACGGCCGACACCCUGAUGGCACUACGAUACUGUAAGGGUCAAGGUGCUCUGACAGUCGGUGUAACCAACACUGUGGGCAGCUCCAUUUGUAGAGAGACAGACUGCGGAGUCCACAUCAAUGCUGGGCCGGAGAUAGGAGUGGCUAGCACCAAGGCCUACACCAGUCAGUUUGUUGCACUCACCAUGUUUGGACUGAUGAUGAGCGAGGACAGGCUCUCCCUACAGGAGCGAAGACUGGAGAUCAUCAACGGCCUGAAGAUGCUACCCGACCUGAUCAAGCAGGUGUUGGCCCUGGAUAAGAAGAUCAAAGACAUCGCUGAGGAACUGUAUCAGCAAAAGUCUCUUCUGGUCAUGGGCCGAGGUUAUCACUACGCCACCUGCCUCGAGGGGGCACUGAAAAUCAAGGAGAUCACCUACAUGCACUCAGAGGGCAUCCUGGCCGGGGAACUGAAGCACGGCCCUCUGGCACUUAUCGACAAGGACAUGCCGGUCAUCAUGAUCAUAAUGAAAGACUCCUGCUACAAAAAGUGCCAGAAUGCUCUGGAACAAGUCACUGCCAGAUCGGGUCGGCCGAUCAUCCUUUGUUGCAAGGACGACACUGAUAUUUGUCAGAAUGCUUACCACACCCUCGAGUUGCCGCAAACUGUGGACUGUCUGCAGGGCAUCCUUACAGUCAUCCCCCUCCAGCUCCUGUCCUUCCACCUGGCCGUGCUGCGAGGAUAUGACGUUGACUUUCCCAGAAACUUGGCCAAAUCUGUGACUGUGGAAUAAUUACAGUUCACAAAGCACAGGAGAGCAGAAAGGAGGUUCAUUGAUUUACAGUGCAGUUGUGCAAUUUCUUCUGUGUGUGUGUGUGUGUGUGUGUGUGUGUGUGUGUGUGUGUGUGUGUGUGUGUGUGUGUGUGUGUGUGUGUGUGUGUGUGUGUGUUUGUCUUAAGAAUGACCGAGGUAAACAAUACAAUGAUUUUGAAAAGAAGAGUAAUGUGAAGUCAGAACUAUACAGUGCUGAGGAUGUGCCAUCUCACAGAAAAAUCUAUGAAAACAAUAUUCACACUCCCAGAGCAACCAACAUGCUGUGCCUUUUCAUCAUCUCGAGAUGAGCCAAAAACACUUUCUGCAUCUGAGCAGACAAAUCAAUAAUAUGGUGUAUUGAAGUGUUUACAGUUGUGCAAUAUAGGGACCAAAUGUGCAUUAUGCGUGUACACAGUCAUGCGUGACAUGGUUUAUUCUCUUUUUGUUUAUGAAUUUCUAAUGUCUGUCGGUGGUGACUUACCUCACCUUGCGUAAUGGGAAAUGAAGGUAUUAAACAUUUUUAUUCCAGUGAUUUUUUUAAAUUAUAAAAAUCUGUUUUUCAUAUAUAAAUAAAUAUUUUGCUGCACAUUUAUGCUAAAACUGUGCCUGUGAGCCAUUAUCCCAUAACUUUAAUAUGUAUAGCACAGGCUAACAGAAGAAAAUUCCAUAUCAAUCUGACUCUCGCAUUAUACUUGAUUAUGUUAUUAUGAUUCUGCUUCAUUUUGUUUGUUAUUAUAUUUUAAUUUAAAAUAUAGUGUAUGUUUGUUUAUUUAGUCUAAAAGGAUUGCAGGUUCCAAAGUCAGUUCAAGAUUCAACAUUAACCUUUUUUCAUGACUAACCUGUUUUCAUCAUAGUUUGGAGAAUUUCUGAAUCAGCAAAGAAAUCUAACUGUGACCUUUAAUGAUACUUUUGUUUGUCAGCAGUUUUACUGGGUUUUUAAUAAUGAUCAUAUUCUGUAUUUGUCUGAUUUGUAUUUUAUAUGGACUUAAAAAAGGGUUUGAUUUAUAUUUCACUGUAAUUGUAUUUUGUAUGGUACGUUUUAUAUACAAAAGCAGGCAUUUAAUAAAAAGGUUAAGGAUUAUUUUCAA
This is a messenger RNA of Eleginops maclovinus (Patagonian blennie), 3351 nucleotides long. RefSeq names its product glutamine-fructose-6-phosphate transaminase 2 (gene gfpt2). Gene Ontology annotation, biological process: fructose 6-phosphate metabolic process; UDP-N-acetylglucosamine metabolic process; carbohydrate derivative biosynthetic process. The coding region runs from base 186 to 2243 and encodes 685 amino acids. Gene Ontology annotation, molecular function: carbohydrate derivative binding; L-glutamine:D-fructose-6-phosphate transaminase (isomerizing) activity. The record is from RefSeq and is a predicted model, not a curated record. The transcript is spliced from 19 exons. NCBI's taxonomy places the organism in Eukaryota, Metazoa, Chordata, Actinopteri, Perciformes, Eleginopidae.